Molecule: messenger RNA, 684 nt
Organism: Colletotrichum graminicola M1.001
Lineage: Eukaryota; Fungi; Ascomycota; Sordariomycetes; Glomerellales; Glomerellaceae
Exons: 2
Coding region: 1-684 (227 amino acids)
Source: RefSeq, a predicted model, not a curated record
AUGCCCGAUAUGAAAGUCCUUGUUCUCGGGCUUCCCCGAACAGGAACUCAGUCCCUCGCCGACGCCCUGGCCCACCUUGCCAUCUCACCAGUCUACCACAUGCGGGAGGUCUCCAAGAACGCCCACCAGGAUCUCUGGAUCUCCGCCAUCGCCGAUAACCUCCCCCAAACAUCUCCCCCGCGUCCCUGGUCCCGCCCGCAGUGGGACGCCCUCCUGUCCGGCUUCGCCGCCGUCUCCGACUUCCCCCCCGCCCUCUUCCCCACCGCCCUCGCCGAGGCCUACCCCGACUGCCUCAUCAUCCACACGACCCGCCCCUUCGAGGCCUGGGACGCCUCGAUGAGAGACACCCUUAUCCACGCGCACCGCCAUCGCGACCCGGAGAGGAGAUCGCCCAUGGAGGUGCUGGCCAACGCCUACCACGCCGCGUGCUGGGAUGACGACUUUGAAAAGAAUGGGAGGGCAUAUUUCGAGAGGCACCAUGAGGAGGUGCGCGCUCUCAAGGCGGGCGGGAGGAGGUUCCUGGAGUAUCAUCCCGGCGACGGGUGGGGGCCUCUGUGUGAGAUCCUGGGCGUUGCGGUGCCCGAGUUUCCCUUUCCACGGAGUGAUGAUUGGGUUGAGUACAAGAAACAGGUUGAGCGGGAAAGGAACGAGAGGAAGACACAAGAGGUUGUACAAGGCAACUAG